CACGUGCAUAGAAUAUAAUGGACGUAUGCGCUCAGUUACAACCUAAGAUUGCAUAGCGCUAUACAAUCUUUGGUUACAACCAGGGUUAUUCCUGUUCCUGCAUGGUUAAAUCGGUCCGAGUGACUUGAUUGCCCAAUCGGCUGAUCGAGCCCAACAUUAAUAUCUGGAUUCCACAGUUCAUGCUUGUAAACGGUAAUGAUCAUGUAACUACACCGUACACGUGAAGUGGGAUCUGUUCCUGACCUUGCGCCAUGUACGGUAACAGAGACCUGCGUGUUGACACGGCAGAUGUACCGCCGGAGUGGGAUGGACGUCGGAUGCCACAGUUCUGGGGGUAAAACUGCACAAGGAAAGCCGAAACCAAGACUGAGCCUGGGAAAUCCAAGACCAACAUCUGUAGGAAAUGUAAAGAAUCAGAAGUGAGACUUUCAACAGAAUUCCAUUCAAUACAUGCAGCAAUCAAAGUAUGGCUAUCAGUGAUUACAUUGCUGCACUCAAAGAUAAUCCAUAUUUUGGAGCUGGAUUUGGACUUGUCACUGUUGGUGCAUUUCUUGCACUAGCAAAGAAAGGUGCACAGUAUGGUACCAUUGCUCUGCGGCGCCAUCUUUUAAUGACUUUGGAGGUUCCAAGCAAAGAUAAAAGUUACUAUUGGUUGCUGCAUUGGAUCACAGUUAAUGCAAGACGGGCACAACACCUGAGUGUAGAGACAACAUUCCAACAAAGUGAGAGUGGCAAGAUAAACACACAGUUUGACUUUGUGCCAAGCCCAGGGAACCAUUACUUCCGUUACAAGAAUACAUGGAUCUGGGUUGAGCGUAAUAGAGAGAAGCAGAUGAUAGACUUGCAUACUGGUACACCAUGGGAAACAGUUACACUUACAGCCAUCAGUAGGAAUAGACAGCUGUUCUUUGAUAUCCUCAAUCAAGCUCGAGAAAUGGCACUGUUGAAGCAAGAAGGCAAAACAAUCAUGUACACAGCAAUGGGCUCUGAAUGGCGACAAUUUGGUUAUCCUAGAAAGCGCCGUCCACUUUCAUCUGUCAUCUUGGAUUCUGAGAUAGCUGAAGAUAUACUUGGAGAUGCACAGGAGUUUAUCAACAAUCCUAAAUGGUACUCAGAUAGAGGUAUACCAUACAGAAGAGGAUAUCUACUGCAUGGUCCACCUGGCUGUGGAAAAAGUAGUUUCAUAAUGGCUCUUGCAGGGGAGCUCCAGUAUAGUAUAUGCAUGAUGAACCUGAGUGAACGAAGCUUAUCUGAUGAUAGAUUGAACCAUCUUAUGAAUGUAGCUCCUCAACAAAGUAUCAUCUUACUUGAAGAUAUUGAUGCAGCAUUUGUCAGCAGAGAAGACAGCAAUGAUGCUAAGUACCAAGGCAUGGGCCGUGUCACUCUGAGUGGACUUCUGAACACACUAGAUGGUGUUGCGUCAACAGAAGCUAGAAUAGUCUUCAUGACAACCAACUACAUUGAAAGAUUGGAUCCAGCACUAAUCAGGCCUGGCCGUGUAGAUUACAAAGCUCAUAUUGGCUAUGCGACACAACAUCAGCUUCGUCAGAUGUUCUAUCGCUUCUACCCAGAACUUGAUGUAUCUGCAGCAGAGGAGUUUGCUGUACGUGCUGUAGAAUUCAAAAGGCCAAUCAGCAUUGCAGCAGUGCAAGGGUUUUUCAUGAUGCAUAAAAGCGAUGGGCACGCAGUAUUAAAGAAUGUGGAGAAACUUUGGAGCUGACCGGAAAAGGAAACUUCAGUGUUUAGAAAAAGCUGUCAGAGACGUAUCAGGCACACAGAAUACUGCAGACUGAUUAUGACAAUUUGUUGAGAGUUUCUCCUCAGUUUGUGAUACUUUGCCCCCAAUGAAGACCUUUAUUCUGUCAGGAUCUGGGCAUGGAAAAAUCUGAUUAUUCUUGGAAACAUUCAAGAGACAACUAGGCAAAGUGUGAGAAGCUAUUGAGAUUGGCUGGAUGGAUUACAACACCCAUUUUAUAUCGUCAGUGUUUUCAUGAAGUGACAAGAACCUAGAAAGUUGAUAAUUUUUCAGUCUUUAGUUUCUUGGUCAUUUCAAUAUGUAAAAAGUUUCAGAGCAAAAGUUGACUUUGUUUUAAUCAUGAACCAAAGAAGACCAUUCAUUUUUCUGCAUGUGUUAAGACGUUAGCAUGUACACGUACAUGUGCACAAAUGAUGUUAAAAAAAGUGUGCAUGUCCAAAUUUAGCAAUAAUGUAACAGUUUUUUCAGUAGAAAAAUCUGAAUUUUAAGAAGUUGCAAAGGAAAUCAAUGAAUUCUCGUAAACCAAAAUGAUGGAGUUGAGCGUUUCUUUUAAUUCAGACAAAAUAUCUACAACUAAAUACUAAUAAGCAAUUAACAAAGCAUAUAUUGUAUACCAGUGAAAAAGGUUCCCAAAUCUGUAACAAAAAAAGCAGACCAUGAAAAAGGGAUUAAUUUUAACUGUAAUUAUUAUGGAAUGUUCUUUUGCAAGAUACAGAGGUGUUUUCUCACUUCCUGUAAACUCUGAAAAUAGUAUUGGAAUUAUGUGGGGCGGUUGAGGAGAGACUCUCAUUGCAUUAUUGACCCUGAUUUGCACCACCCUCUGAAGAAAUGCCAUAAUCCUUCAAAUGUGGGGCUUUUUGCUUAGAAAAACUUAGCAAAGGAAUCCUCCAUUGGCUAGUUUGCGCUCAGUAAAAUUUGAGCAUAACAAGCUUCUAAUCUACUGCAGAAAUAUAUACUUCUGCAACUAGGGAGUGUUUAUUAAAAGGUAUGACAGCUAGUUAGAGACAUCUGAUGCCAUUACAAUGUGUGUAGCCGUCUGGCAAUAGUAGAUGAAACUUUUAGAUGAUAGAGUUUCUCAGAUGAAAGUAGUAUAUCAGCCUGGUAAUUCAUUAAUUAUUCAGCAGUGCAUAUUGCAAAUUGUGCAUUUGAUGGAGAACAAACGUUUUCAUAUCAUGUAUGUGUAAGUCCACCGGGAUAAAUUAUGAUGAAGUCCUGCAGUUUCCAGAGUGACCAACAUGGCUGAUUUCAGUGUUCGAAUCUUCUUCAGGCUGAACCUCCUGUUUGAUGAAACUGAAUCAAGGUAAUACAGUUCUUUAUUACGCCUUAUGAAUAUUCAUGAACUGGAGCAUGUUAUUGACUGAUUCCGAUGGGUGUCCAGGAAGUAGAUAUGAUACACUCCCAGUUGACGUCAUCCUGGUGAGUUAUCCAGCUUGGUGCCGUUCAAUAUUGUUUCCUUGUAGCACCAAAAAUACCCUGUUGAUAUGCCUCAUACUGUGUGGCAUGCAAUCUUCACGGAACAAGUCUGUUGUUAUCCUUGUAUCUACUGCAGUAAAGACACACUAAAGAGUUGGCUCCAGACUAUUUCAACCCUGUUGCAACAUGACACAUGGAAUUAACACUGCAGUUCAGUAACAACAGUGGCGUCUUCAAGUAACAUUACUAGAUUCCCAUCAUUUUAUAAGGUGAAUGAUUAUGAGGUUUAGUAAAAGAAGUAAAUUGAGCAUUGUUUAAUUUUGGAAAGUUGUGGGAUUUACUGGUCUCGUGGUGUAGGUCAGCUUGAAUACCUCCUCAUCAAGCUGACGCUCACCUUAGGACCAGUAAUACCCACUACUUCCCCCUUAAACUGUGCUGUGUUUGUAUAUCA
This is a messenger RNA of Acanthaster planci (crown-of-thorns starfish), 3620 nucleotides long. It is a transcript of the gene bcs1l, whose product is annotated as BCS1 homolog, ubiquinol-cytochrome c reductase complex chaperone. Gene Ontology annotation, molecular function: ATP binding; ATP hydrolysis activity. The record is from RefSeq and is a predicted model, not a curated record. Lineage: Eukaryota; Metazoa; Echinodermata; Asteroidea; Valvatida; Acanthasteridae.